Messenger RNA from Amoebophrya sp. A120, 6257 nucleotides. The record is from the annotation of a GenBank genome assembly. Lineage: Eukaryota; Dinophyceae; Syndiniales; Amoebophryaceae.
AGGCUGCCCAUUGUAUACAGAAGUAGCACGAAGCUCGAAUAUGAUUUAGCAAGUAGCUGCAGACGGGAUUCGAUUUUUUUUUUUCGCUCGCGCGGCGUUAAAGUUAAACAAAUAAACAUUCGUCAAUAUAAUUGACACCACCUGCCUCAACAUUGGGCGAACUCACAAGGAAAAUGCGGGUCUUUUCGUUUUCUCUUUUUCCUACCGGCCUCCUGACCGGGCUUGUUACUCCCGCGAGCGGAAAGAUGCGGCGGUUAGCCAAGCAAGCGCUUGCGAAGGCGGGAACCUUAUGGAUUGCAAAUAUGUCUGGGUCUGCGUCUGGGAGAUUGCGAGACUUGUCAUGCUAGUCUGGCACGACUCUGGGAUCUGCAUUGCGUGGCAACCAAAAGCUCCUCUUGCCUGUCAUGCAAACACGCAGUUUCUCAUGCGGAAUACGCAACGCAGAAGCAUGAAAAAACUUGUUAUGCUUGGCUGCGCAUUACAGUGUGCUUAUUAUUCAGUGACCUGCAUCACAACUUUCCAGACCCAGACAUAUUUGCAUUUGAGAAACCUCUAGUACGCCGGGCGCUUCUGCCGGUGCCACCAGUCCCGUCCACGAGCAAGAGGCUUCCGCGGAUCACCAAGGGGCAAAAGAGGUAGGCAUUGCAAAAUUAUCGUACUAGUACGAAAUGCGUGACAAUUACUUCUUAGAAGUAGAAGUUGUGAUGCCGAUAAUUCAAGUGAGGAAGCCGAUGAAGCAUCUUUGUUUUGCAUGAUUCCAAUUCAAGUAUUAGUACGAGUGCGAUACUUUUGCACAGAAUACGAAGCGCUGCCGAAGAACCUGUAUGGGGAACCAAACGAGAAUAUCCUGUCGUGUAAAAAUUAUGCCCCCACCCUCCAGCUAAAGUGAGAACUUUCUUGUCUAUUGGGCAUGACAAGCUUCGGUCUCUCCUGCAGUCGUUAGGUACUUACUAGCUAGUGCAGUUGCAUGGCAAAUUUUUUUGUUCCUGUCGUGAUUAUGAUCCUCAGCAUGUUGGGCUUGGGGUUCUUGUGCGUGAGACUACUUACAACGCAGUCGGGGCUGCAUAAAAGUUUAAGUGACAAGUUCUCAGGGGGUUGAUCGGUUCUUGGUUGGGGCUGCUUUUGCUCAGGAUACGGAAGUAUUCAUUGCAAAACCAAAAGCAUCAUUCUAGUAGAAAUCUCAUGACAAAUUCCCUCACCAGCAUGAGAAAUGAUGAAAUUUUUAAUGCUAAUGCGAGUUACGGUUAACUUGAAAAGAAGAAGCUGAUGUCACGCAUGAUAGCGAUUACCACGAGCGCGAUGCUUUUGCAAUGCAUAGGAAGUGCGGAGAAAAUGUUGGUCCGACCCGGAGCGGUUAUUGUAUGGCUUUCUCAAAGAACGUGACAUUCAUAUGCUGUACUUCUACUUGCAUGAUUUGCCAUACAAAUCCCCUGUGAGCCUUCACAUUCUACGGCUCCUUUGGAUGACAAGUUUUCGACGCACUCAAUAGCAUGGAAAUCCGUUGUUCCCAAUCUGUAAUGCAAGACGCGCAAACUAGAACCUCGAUGAUUCUGAGAUGGCAAUUCAUUCUGAUCACUAUCGGUGUAUAGCAAACUGGUCGCGCUCGCGGUCCCGCCCAGCACUACUGCUGUUCGGGCGAGCCCAAUUGUUCAUGUAACAGCCGGCAAUGAAUGUAACGGUUGCGAACUCCAUAUACUGCGACGGUGGCGGCCCGGAACAGGGGGACGCCGGGUUGCACCAGAUUUGCACCGCCAAGCUGCCGAACAACUUCUCUACAAACACCAAGCAGGGGGCCUGGAGUAACGAGUUCACCGGGCAGCCCUGGUGCAUCUGCGUCUGGGCGUAUUCGGGGUACGUGCUGAAAAUCGACCCCACCAUCGAAGUAUGAACUGCAAAAGUAUCGUAAUCGUAUAAAUGCAUUGCAAAUUUUCCCAGCAUGAGAAAGAAAAUUUGUAAUGCUGAUUUGCCUUGAUAAAGAAAUUUGUAAUGCAAGACCUGCAUUUAUACGAGUGCGAUACUUUUGCACAGGAUACGAAAUCAAGUGCGACGCGAUCCCGGAGAGCACCCUGAAGCCCGAGUAUCUCGGCCACUGGGACGAGAUAUGAAUUGCAAAUAUGUCUGGGUCUGGAAGGUGGUAACUUGUCAUGGUAAACCUGAAGCAUACAAAAAUCUGUGUUGCAUGAGUGCCAAAAGCUGCGCACUUUCGACCAAGUUGGAAGGGAGGAGGUUCUCAUGCAGGAUAGGCAUGGCAGAGACCUCGCAGAGGCUGUCAUGCUAAGUCCCGCAUUUCAGACCUCAUGGGUCAUGGACAAUCGAAUCUGCAUGACAAGUGUACACUCUUCCAGACCCAGACAUUUUUGCACUUGAUACGAGAAGGCGGGAGUUGGUUCGCUGCCAGGCGAAGUCUACACGGGCAUUUUGUCGCUCAUGCACACGUAAUAUUUUGACAACUUCAUAAUUGAUAGAUACUAUUCGUGAUGAUAAGUACUUACUUAUUUUGGGGCUUUGUAUGUAGUGAGGUCACCGAACGGUUCUAACCGGGGAGUUUUUUUGACACCCAGCCAGCAAAACGACCGGCAGUUUUCAAGCGGACGAAAGAGUUUUUUGACAAAAAAAAUUUUCAAUUAUCAAGCGGACGGAGCUUUGAAAACAAAAAAGCCAGGUCGAAAACUAUCGAUUCACACUUGAUAAAACGACGCAGGGGAGCCGGCAAAAGGGGCGCCCUUCUGAGGAGCCCACCGCCUUAGUUUCUGGCGAUUUGGGGCGCCCAAAAAGAGGCGCGCAGAAAACGCGCCCAAAAUCAGAACAGCGGAACAGCAUGGCACGGCCGCGAUUUCGAAGCAUUUUGGGCGGCCGCGAAAGCGGCCGCCUUUUCGCCGGUUUCAGAGCCUGGGGAGCUUUGCAAAAAGCGCCGGCGUGAAAAAUAAAAACGCAAAAGAGAAAAAGCGCGCCAGACGCGCAAAGCCAACCCGCAUGCUACGGGCCCGAUUUUUCUUCGCUUUUUGGGCGCCCCCCGUGGCGCCCGGAUCGGCCCCAUAGCAUGGGGGCUCGCUUUCGGAAAGGAAUUUUGGAAAUGUGCCAAAAUUCGCGACGUUUCUCAAGUGACCGCCAUACCGUGCGGCAUAACGUUACUCACGGCGGUAUGGCGAGCCCAGAAAAAGCAAAGCCGCGGCCAAGGCGGCUGUCGGAAAAAAAACGCCCACGACCUCACUACCCCCGCCCCGGCGGCUAUAUUUGGUACUCCUGUGCCUGUGGUAUGCCUAUGCUGCGCAUAAUUCCUAAUAUUUCGCAGGACGACCACUUGUUUUGUCAACCAUUGAUGCACACAGGACGCACCGCAACAAGAGCAACAUGAGUGCAUUUCUUCUUGCAGCUGCGCUUCAAUAUUUUUGCCAUGAAAAACCACAGGUGUGUGAUUCAAGCGGGGAACGAUGCGGGCAAAAAGGCCUACCUGCUGGACCUGUACAACACGAUCCAGCAGGAGAGCCAUGAGGAAAAGCUGCCCCGCCUCUCGAAAACGACCACGGCGGAGGAGAUUCAGGAGCUGCUCAAGAAAAAAAUCGACACGACCAAUUCGGCGAAAAACCAGACCACCACUGCGACCCCGACAGGAGCAGUUGCUUCCGUUUCUGGCGAAGUGGGUGCGGGUGGUGCAGCGAUGGAGGGCGAAGUCAAGCUUGGUGAAGCAGCUGAGCAAUUCUUGGGCGGUGCAGCUGGCUCUUUUUCUUCCUUCGUGCAACUUGGAGCCGAGAACAAGCAGGGGGAGAAAAUGCUCAUGACCAAGAAAGUGCAGAAGCAGAAAACGAAGCAGGCAGUCCUUGGAGCUACGCAACAAGGUUCGACCUCUGCUGCGACGACCCUGCACGGAAAGAGGGACCACUAUGACGUUCUCAAUCGUUACAUUCUCAACUGUUACAUGAUUUGUCAUGCACAAACACUAGCACAAUUCACACGAUCAAGCCUUCUUCGCAUGACAACUUCUCGACGCGCUAAAUAGGAAUAGCACUACAAUCCAUCCCAAAUCUGUAAUGCAAAAGGCGCAAUCUUCCUCGUUUCACUUUUGCCCUUCUUGCAUUAUAAAUUCGUGUAACAGUUGAGAAUGUAACGUUUGAGAACGCCAUAACCACGGCGCGGCGGUCUCGGAACUACGCGGGUCCGGCAACGUUAUCAAAUGUAAAAAUGUCUGGGUCUGGAAGAAUGCAACUUGUCAUGCUGUUUUUGGAUUCUAAAAAAAUUAGUGUUGCAUGACCAGCAAGAAAGGUCCAGUUUGUGCUACGCGGAGAGGGCAUUUCUCAUAUGGAAGGCGCAUGAUCAGGAAGCCCUCUAAAAGUCUGUGAUGCUAGGUCAUGCAUUACGGGCAUCAGGGUUCAUGAGAAAUAUGCAUGACAAGUCUGCAUUCUUCCAGACCGAGACAUUUUUGCAUUUGAUAAACGUCGAGGAGGAGGAGCAAGAGAAGAAAUCGGGCGUGUUCUUCCUGGAUUCCCUGUGGAUGAUGCUUUUCUAUCCUGAGCAAAAACGUCCCCACCCCAGAGUCAAGAUGGGAAAUCUGCUAGACAAAUCAACCAGCUUUGCUUGUUUCGCAUGACAAGUUUGGCCCCGUAGCGUAAAAAUCCUCUUUGGGUAGUUCACCAGCAUCGCAGAUCUCGAGUAUCGUGCUGGUUAUAGCAUCACAAAUUCCAAAACACGGCUAGAAAAUGCCUCUCAUGUGGCUCCGCAUGAGAAACUUUUUUGGCAUGCAGAUUUGCAUGAGACGACUAUGGGGUGGGGACGUUUUUACAAAUGAUAUUUUCGUGCCUCUGCUGAUCCUCGCGGUUUUUUGCAUUGGGGCACACCACUUCCAACCGCAAUCGCACCAGGCGACCACCGGGGGCGAUGUGUUCUUCAGGAAGUUCUGGAGCUCCACCUCCCGCUGGACGUUUUUUUCGCGCGGUGACGACGCGGCGGGGUUGAGCGGCAGUGGAGGCGGGAAGAAGAAAACCGCUGCGUCGACGGAGGAAGGGGAGGCCGUCGGUGUGAAACAAGCUGGGAGCAAGAAAACGGGUUCCAAGACGAGUGCAACGGGGCACAGUAUGGCGUAGUUCUCAAGCGUUACGUUGGUCGCUGGGGCGUGAUUAAUUUCGCUUGAAUGAUUUGUGGUGGUGCAUGCAAGAUUAUAGCAUGAUAAGGCAAAGAAAUCCAAAUAAACGACGAGGACGAAGCUACAAAUUGCGCCUCGAUCAUGAGUAACUCCGCACGCAUUCCAUCGCAGGUCGGCGCAUUGGAAACUUGUCAUGCGAAGUAGCUUGAUCCGAUCCUGCAGAAUGUGACACAGGCUCUGAGUGAAAUUAAACCAACGCGAAUGAGGAACACGCAACAGCUAUCAGCCUGACGCUCGGGAGCGGUGUCAUACAGAAGGGAAACAAGGAUGAUCGGAAACUGUCGAAGGGGCAGUUGGUGUAGUGAAGCAAGAAGCGACAGGUGAAGGUGGACCGGUUCUUGUACUACAUCAGCCGGAACAUUAUGACAACGAUAAUCACGAUGAAGGCGAAACCAAAAGUACAGAGAUCGUGGUUGAGUAUACAACUAGGAAGUUGGUUGAAAAUGAAAUCGACAGGAUUUGUUAUUGCAGUUGCACACGCAGUUUGAGUUUUCUUGGAGACGUGAGGACACCAGCACAGCAAGUGCCUUAUGCGCACUUUUCCUCUAGUACCUCUUUUUUUAGAUUCGCAUUUCAUUCACAGUGAUAUAUUAUGAUUUCCUUUGUCAUCUACCGUAGUUUCCUGCUACAACGAGGAACCCUACAGAUGAUUCAGUCUUAUCUUCAGCAGCAGCUUCACCUAGAAGAUGAAACAAGCAAUCGAGACCAACCACGACAGUUUGCCAUGUACUAUCUUGGACAGAAUAAAAUUUACCGAGUAUUGCAAAAACCGCUUUUUCCUUUUGUAAAUGAAUCUCACACAGCACACCUAUUUGUUCAAUUUCAAUUUUCGAUUAGGUUGUCUGUACAAAAAUCCAAAAAACUUUAACUUUCACGAGAACACAACUCCUACAAGCAAUAUCGGUCGCCUUUAAUACCUUCAGAAAAAGUAUUACCACAUUACAAAUACAACUGUACAUAUUGUAGCGCUUCUGCUACAACAACAUUGGGAAAAAUGAACUGUACAUAUGAACCGGAAAUACGGCCUCGGCCAGAAGCAACUUGUGCAAGAAUAGUGCCCCCCUGUGGAAACGAGUACAAGGCAAAUAACCAGCCGAACAAGCACAAGAACCGAUCUGGU